CAGCUUUGAAAUUCCCCCUGAAAACUCAUUGGGUUUCCCAUCACUGGAUAAAUAAACCCUACCAGCAGCCUGCCCUGAAUCAACACACACAUUUUCUCAUUAAAAAAAAAAUUUUAAAACUUUAUUCUUUUCAUCAUCAACACACACAGAUGUAUAUAUAUAUAUAUUACCCUACCUCUCUUCAUGUCCCACCACCACCACUACCACCAUCACUGGCACAAAAAUCCUCCAUUACCCAGUUUUUCUCUUUUUAGAUCUUAAGGUUUAUCUCCUCUCCAUUUCAGUAUCAGUCUCAAUCACCACCCACAAGUUUUAAGUCUUUUUUUUAGCUAUUCAAGUCAUGAAAUUCCCAUUUCUUUUACCAAUCAGCUCAUCCAACUUUCAUUCCCAUCUGCAAUUACUAUUUCACUUCCUUGUAGCACCUCCUAUUUUUCCAUCUUUCUUCUAGCUAUUUUUUGGGUACUAAAUUUUUCUUAUAAAUAUUGAGAGUGUAGUGAUAUUUAUGUUCAAGUUGGAAAGUUUCUGCUUUUAGUCAAUCAGUGUUAUUGUUCUUGAAAAUUUAUAAACUUACCCAUCAAUGUCCUAGUCCACUUUCUUGAUUUCUCUGAUCUUUUAUCACACUUGGGUGCCAAAAAUUCUUGAAUGUGAAGAUGGAUCUGAUUGGGGUAUCCACAGAGUCUGCACAUCCGGUGGUAGUGGUGGUCGGAUUUAGAGAUACCCACUAAUCAGGCUGCCGAUUUCAUUGCGCCAAUGAAAAGGUCAGUCCAUCCACUCUUUAGCAUUCUGUUUCUGAUUGUGUUUGCUAUUACCAUCAGCUGCCGGAUACUAAUCCGCCGUGGCGGCGGCGCUGGCUUCUUCAGCUCAAUCGAGCUCGAAUCCAAUGUAAUAGUCCAACCUCCUCCAAUCCCAGUUUUCAAUACUACACUGCUAAAAUAUGCAGCCAUUGAUAUAGGUGAAGCUCAAGCAAGACAAGAAAUAGAACAGUUGCUAGAAGGUAACUUUGCUAGUAAAGGGAGGUAUAGAACUUUUGCUACUUGGAGAAGGUUCAAUCACCAUGAUAGCAGAGCUAGCUCUUCCAGGGGCAUUCCUGUAAUGCUCAAGUCACCUCAGUUUUAUCGUUAUUGGUUAGAUUUUAGGAGGGUAUUACAUGAUUGGGCUAGAGCCAAGAGGUAUCAACCUGAUAUAAUUAAUGAAUUGAUAGGGCUGGUGAAGAAUCCAAUUGAUGUGCAUAAUGGAUUGAUGGGUUCAAACAAGAAGUAUAGUUCUUGUGCUGUGGUGGGGAAUAGUGGGAUUCUGUUGCAAAAAGAUUAUGGAGAGUUAAUUGAUGGUCAUGAGGUUGUAAUCAGAUUGAACAAUGCCAGGACAGAGAGAUUUGAGCAACAUGUUGGGUCUAAAACUAAUAUUUCCUUUGUAAAUAGCAAUAUUUUGCAUCUUUGUGCCAUGAGACAGGGAUGUUUUUGUCACCCAUAUGGGGCUAAUGUCCCCAUGGUUAUGUAUGUUUGUCAACCAGUGCAUUUCUUGGACUAUACCAUUUGCAAUUUGUCUCAUAAAGCACCUUUGAUUGUCACUGAUCCGCGUUUCGAUAUGUUGUGUGCAAGGAUUGUGAAAUAUUACUCCUUGAAACGGUUUGUCAAGGAGACAGGGAAGUCACUGGAUGAAUGGAACUCUGCACAUGAUGGUUUCAUGUUUCAUUACUCUUCUGGGUUCCAAGCUGUUAUGUUAGCAGCAGGGAUUUGUGACAAAGUGAGUGUUUUUGGAUUUGGAAAAUCCACUUUGGCUAAGCACCAUUAUCAUACUAAUCAGAAGGAUGAGCUUAAGCUGCAUGAUUAUGAAGCGGAGUUUGAUUUUUAUCAUGAUCUGGUGAACUCUCCACAGUUAAUACCAUUCAUUUCGGACAAAUUCAAGUUUCCUCCUGUGGUAAUUUAUCAAUGAAUUUUUCCAGUUGGAUAUUUUGUUUAGGCUUAAAUCUUUGAGUUGUUGUAAUUGUUAUCAUUUCCUCAAGACAGUUGAAACAAAUACAGUUGAAGAUUUCAGUUUCAUAUUUUGAUUCUGUACCAAGGUAGUUUAGGGUGAUUCUAAAUGUAAAAUUGGCUAGAAGUCUAGAACAAGAUUUCAAGAUCUCAACUCUAAUAGACUUAUAUUGUUUCAAACAUGCACUUACUGAAAUUCUUCAAUUUCUGCUGUGAAAACUAAUGUAUGUUGCUGAUUGUUUCACAGCUAGAUAUACUCAUUUGGUAUUUUGCAGCAAUGGGAAUUAUACAGCGCUUCAAAGCAAUUUGUAACUUCCCACAAACCUCUCUCCCACUACCCCAUGAAAAAGAAAAGGAAAUCUUAAUCUUCUCCUAUGAAAUUGGUUUAUCAUAUCUACACAAUCCUUUAUUAAUUUGCAUUUUUUAGGGUGGACUGCUGAAAAUUGAAUAUCCAUUUUGUGGAUAUUGCUAUUAUUGAGCCAGAAUCUAAGGCUGCAUAUGCUGCCAUUGUUUUGAACUGUGAAAGAUGCUGCAGGAUGAUGCACUCUGCCUUCAUUAGUUCUUGUACAGCUACUACAGUUACCUUUUUUGGCAGGCAUGCUUGUAUAGAGUUUGUAUCAUCUGAUUUGAUCCAAUAUGUGGUUUCUUUGUUAAAUUGGAUACUGUUGAUUUCACUAUUUUUCUGAUGGGAGUUUUUCUUUAUUAUCAACUAAAGCAAUUUGUAUGGAGUAGUUCAUUCUUAGUAUAGCUUUUUAUGAGUUUUUGGUUUUAACAUGUAAGCAUCCAUUCUUACAAAAUGUUUCGCCAUUUUGAAGUUUCGAACGAGCAUCAAUCUCAUGCUAAUGCAUAAGUAUGGAACAAGUAUCCAUUAAGUAUAUAUUGGUAAGAUGUCCCUGAAAACACAAGAAAGUGAAACUUUUCAAUAGGCAUUCAACUUGUUUUAAAUCUGUGUAGUAGCUUAUCAUUAUCUUCAAUUUAUUCUUCAAAUGAAGGGAAAAGACAUGGAAGAUGUUAAGGUUUCCCUUGCAGUUACUGCAUUCUUUGCAGGUGUUAAUGGAGUCUGCUCUGUUAGGUGUGCAAGGAAAGGUCUUAUGGUGCAACCAGGUUCCCAGAAAAGAUAUGAAGGUUGAAAAUCUCGAUGUGAAUAUGAUUAGGUUAUAAUAUCAAAUUGACUAGUUAUUUUGAUAUGCAAAACAAUUCAAUCAUUUAUAUUAGUCCGUGUAAAAUGAAUUAAUGUUUAAUAUGCUCGACAUUUUCUUCAGAUUUGAUAAUGAAUGUGGGAUGGUAAAGAAAACACC
Messenger RNA from Manihot esculenta (cassava), 3268 nucleotides. Its product is annotated as beta-1,6-galactosyltransferase GALT29A. Gene Ontology annotation, molecular function: sialyltransferase activity. The transcript is spliced from 2 exons. Bases 751 to 1932 code for a protein of 393 amino acids. NCBI's taxonomy places the organism in Eukaryota, Viridiplantae, Streptophyta, Magnoliopsida, Malpighiales, Euphorbiaceae. The record is from RefSeq and is a predicted model, not a curated record.